GGGUACCUGGUGGCAGGAUCGGGCCCUCGUGGGACAGCAGCACCCAGAGGUUCACUUCCAGAUGGCAGCGGGGCCGCAGGCAGCGAUGGAGCAGGCGAGCAGCCCAGGUCUCAUCUCGGCCACCGAGGUGCUGGUGGCAGCUGCCACUUUCUGCCUGCUCCUGCUGCUGACCCAGACCCGCCGGCAGCACGCACCCAAGGGGCUGCGCAGCCCUCCGGGUCCCCGCGGGCUCCCCAUGCUGGGCAACGUGCUGGAGCUGAGGAAGGACCCACACCUGGUGCUCACCCGGCUGAGCCGCAAAUACGGGGACGUGAUGGAGGUGACCAUCGGCUCCCGGCCCGUGGUGGUGCUCAGCGGGCUGGAAACCAUCAAGCAAGCCUUGGUGAGGCAAGCGGAAGACUUCAUGGGACGCCCCGACCUGCCCAGCUGGCAGUACGUCUCCAACGGCCACAGCCUGGCGUUCAGCUACGAAUGUGGGGACGCCUGGAAAGCCCGCAGGAAGCUGGCGCAGAACGCCCUGAAGACCUUCUCCAUCGCCGCCAGCCCCACGGCCUCCUCCAGCUGCCUCCUGGAGGAGCACGUCUCCACCGAGGCCAGCUACCUGGUCACCAAAUUCCUGCAGCUGAUGGAGGAGAAGCAGAGCUUCAACCCCAACAGCUACCUGAUGGUGUCGGUGGCCAACGUCAUCUGCGCCAUAUGCUUCGGCAAGCGCUACGACCACGACGACCAGGAGCUGCUCAGCGUGGUGAACAUGAACACCGAGUUUGGGGAUGUGGCUGCUGCUGGCAACCCGGCUGACUUCAUCCCUCUGCUCCGCUACCUCCCCAACCGCGCCAUGGCUGCCUUUAAGGACGUCAAUGCUCGUUUCAGUGCCUUCGUACAGAAAAUUGUCCAGAACCAUUACAGCACCUUUGAUAAGGAGCACAUUCGGGACGUCACGGACUCAUUGAUUGGGCACUGCCAGGAGAAAAAGACAGGGGAGGAUGUCCGCGUCCAACCCUCUGAUGAGAGCAUCAUCUCCAUCGUCAACGACCUCUUUGGGGCAGGCUUUGACACCGUGACAACCGCCCUGUCCUGGUGCAUGAUGUACGCUGCCUUGUACCCCCACAUCCAGAAGAAGAUUCAGGCAGAGCUGGAUCAGACCAUCGGCCGGGAGAGGAGACCACGGCUGUCCGACCGAGGCAUGCUGCCCUACACAGAAGCCUUCAUCCUGGAGGCGUUCCGGCACUCCUCCCUCCUGCCCUUCACCAUCCCGCAUUGUACAACGAAGGACACUGUACUGAAUGGCUAUUACAUCCCCAAGGACACCUGCGUGUUUAUCAACCAGUGGCAAGCGAACCACGACGAGAAGAUCUGGAAGGACCCCUCCUCCUUCAAGCCCGAGCGCUUCCUCAAUGCAGCCGGCACCGAACUCAGCAGGACGGAGGCUGACAAGGUGCUGAUCUUCGGCCUGGGGAAGAGGAGGUGCAUCGGGGAGUCCAUCGGGCGCUGGGAGGUCUUCCUCUUCCUCACCACCAUCCUGCAGCAGCUGGAGAUCAGCCUGGCCCCCGGGCAGCGGGUGGACAUCACCCCUCAGUACGGGCUGACCAUGAAGUACAAGCAGUGCGAGUGCUUCCAGAUGAAGAAGCGCUUCCCCAGCAAGGGCUCUGCGUGAGGAGGGAGGGGAGGGCCGAGCCUCGGGGGGCUGAGGGCUCGCACCCCAUUGCACAGAGAUGCUCCCAUCGCCGCAAUGCUUCACUGCGGGCAUCCGCAUCCCUCUGCUGUGCUCAGGACGAGCGCCCUGAAGUUGGCAUCAUGCGGGGAAUCCCUCAGCGUUUGCACACUGCUGACAGACAGCCUGACUACUAGAAAUACAGGGGUAGUGCUGCUCGCACUGAAGGAAUCAGCUGGCCUCCUAAGCAGGAGCCUCCUAGGGAAUACCAAAUGAACAACAAGAAGGGACACAAAGCAAUAAGAGGCCCAGGAGAACACUUCUGGCUGCCAGGUGAUGCACCGUGCUGCUUAUUUUUUUCUUCUUUUGGCAAUAGAUGUAUGCAUUACGGCUAAUAAAAGGAAGGGUCUGAGGACUGCGGGGCGAUGGAGCAUCAGUGCCUGUUUUUCUGCAUCCCGCAUAGAAAGGCAUUCCUUUCCAGAGGCAGAAGCUGCCCAGGUUUUCUAACCUAAUAAACGUGCAAGCUGCUUGCA
Gallus gallus (chicken) is the source of this 2184-nucleotide messenger RNA. It is a transcript of the gene CYP1A1, whose product is annotated as cytochrome P450, family 1, subfamily A, polypeptide 1. Gene Ontology annotation, molecular function: heme binding; iron ion binding; oxidoreductase activity, acting on paired donors, with incorporation or reduction of molecular oxygen, reduced flavin or flavoprotein as one donor, and incorporation of one atom of oxygen. Gene Ontology annotation, biological process: progesterone metabolic process; hormone biosynthetic process. The transcript has 7 exons. Bases 62 to 1654 code for a protein of 530 amino acids. NCBI's taxonomy places the organism in Eukaryota, Metazoa, Chordata, Aves, Galliformes, Phasianidae. The record is from RefSeq and is marked validated.